Lactuca saligna is the source of this 423-nucleotide messenger RNA. The record is from the annotation of a GenBank genome assembly. NCBI's taxonomy places the organism in Eukaryota, Viridiplantae, Streptophyta, Magnoliopsida, Asterales, Asteraceae.
AUGCUUACAAAACUGUUCACUAUUGAGAAAGAAUGUGAUCUGAUAAAGAUUCUGGGAUUUACAAAGAGGGGUGAAGAUGCUAUGGAAACACAAGAUGAUAAUGAAGAAGCUGCAUUAGUUGUUUUCUAUGAACCCAACUCAAAACACUUCACUGGUACAGGGAUUAAUGGGGAACAUGCGGAGGAGAUUAACACUUUGAAAGUGUUGAUUUCUAAAACAAAACAUCCACCCCCGAUCCAUCUCUUUCUGAAACCUUCGAUUUCUUAUCCCUUCCCACCUCUUUAUCACUCCCUUCCUUCUAAUGGCCUCGUCGGAAAAAAAAUCGCUCACUUCGGCUAUGGAAUUACCAUAUCAGAAAUCAAAUCCAAAACCCUAUAUUUCAAUCUAUUUCUUAUCUAUCUACCUUCAAGUGCUUCUUUGUAA